AUGCAAUCCAAAUCCACAUCCAAAUUACCAACCACCAAGAGGUUAUCUUUGCAAACAACCAAUUCCACAUCUCGCCUCAACAAUGAACAUAAUAGACGCUCUCUCAAUUCAUCCACGACUAAUUGUGAUACAUGUUCCACUACAUCUAGUAGCACAUCCUCAACCAAUACUGAUUCAUUCUACUCAACUACAGAAGCAAGUAUGCUGAGUGUGAGUAUGGAAUUGUUGGACACAAUGAUUGUUUAUCCAGGUGGUAAACACUCAGUGUUACAACUCAGUGAAAAGCAUCGUAUAUUGUUAGUAUUUAUCAAAUGGUUUGGUUGUCCAAUUUGUCAGAAUGUCAUUGAUGACUUACAGAGAUAUCUGUCAAGCUUUUUAUUGUUAAAUAUUGUUCCAGUAGUUUGUCAUCAAGAAGAUAUUUCCAAGUUUUCAGAAUACCUUUCGAAUACUCAAUUAUUGCAUUGUAGGAUAACCAAGGAAAUGAAGAAGGAAUUCUCUGUCAAGAAAGCUUCCCUCCUAAAACAUGCCAAAGUAAUGCCAAGCAUGAUCAAGUUAAUGGUACAGAAAAAGAAGAAAUUCUUCUUGCCUUCAGCUCAUGAAAUCAAAGGUAUGGACAUGCUUUCAUCAUUUGGCAUGUAUAUUGUACAUAAGGGACAAGUAACAAGCAGCUAUUCAUCUGAUAUUUUGAAUGCAAGACCAGAUUAUGGUGUUUUCUUGUUCCACUUGAAAGAAGAUCAUUUAUAUUCAGAUAGUUCAUCUCCAGAAGACUUUCUUCCAAGACUUUUAAAGCUAUUCCCAAACAUGAAGAUGGUAUUUGAGGAAUUGAGAGAGAAGAGAAAACAACAACCUGAAUUAUCAUCCCUUCCACUCACACCUAGAGGAUCUAAUUUCAGUACUAGUUUUAAAAACAAUGAAGAGGAUGAAUUCUCAUUGAAAAAUGUCUUGGAAAAUGCAACCAUGAGAACAUUCUUCAAGGCCUUCCUAUCCAAUCAAUAUUGUUUGGAGCCAGUUAUCUUUUAUGAGCAAGUUAAAAUGUUCAGAAUGUUGUGUCAGAGAAGAUCACCUGCCAGCCCAUCAUUCGAAUAUCAAAUGGAGAAUAUUCUUGCACACAAUUCACCUAGCUCAGCAUUGGAUUUGAAAAUUCAAGAAUGCAAACAGAAGGCCGAAUACAUAAUUGAUAACUUUUUGAAAGAUACCUCCAUGUUUCAAAUCAAUACAAGUGGAAAGUUAUUAAGGAAAUUAUUCUCAGCCAUUGAAGAGAAAUGCUCUGAUGAAACACUUUUUGAUGAUAUUUUACAAGAUAUCAUAUCUAGCAUGUUAGUGUUUCGUUUCGAAAAUUUUAUAGAUUCACCUUUUUUCCAAGACAUGAUUCAUAGAGUACAAUCGAAUAAAGUUGUGACAUCAAAUUGA
This is a messenger RNA of Naegleria gruberi, 1410 nucleotides long. RefSeq lists its product as uncharacterized. The coding region runs from base 1 to 1410 and encodes 469 amino acids. The record is from RefSeq and is a predicted model, not a curated record. The transcript has a single exon. Lineage: Eukaryota; Heterolobosea; Eutetramitea; Acrasida; Naegleriidae.